AUGGAUUUAGGGCGAAAACCCAAAAUUGAGUUGUUUGUAAACAGGCUGGACUCGGUUGAAUCUGUUUUACCAUAUGAAUAUGAUGCUUUUGAUUUUUGCAAAGAUCAAACAGAAGAAAGGCCUUCAGAAAACCUUGGACAAGUUCUAUUUGGCGAGAGAAUAGCCUCUUCACCCUACAAGUUUAUAUUUAAAAAAGAUGAAGAGUGCAAGAAAGUGUGCAUGAAAUCUUACGACCCACAGAAGCCAGAAGACAAAAAUAAACUGGAUUUUUUGAAGAAGGGAAUGCGAUUGAAUUAUCAGCAUCACUGGAUUGUAGAUAACAUGCCUGUGACUUGGUGUUACGAUGUAGAAGAUGGCCUCAAAUACUGUAACCCUGGAUUUCCAGUUGGGUGUUUUAUUGCAUCAGAUGGCCGGAUAAAAGAUUUUUGCGUAAUGAGUUCUGAGUUCAACAAGAAGAACACUUUCUACCUCUUCAAUCAUGUAGACAUUACAAUCACAUACCACAGUGGAAAAGAUGAGAACUGGCCUGGGGCUCGACUAGUCGCAGCUCGGCUGGAACCCAGAAGUUACAAGCAUACAGAUAUAAACAAUUUAUCCUGUAAGGGUCCCCCUAUGGAAAUUCCUGCAGAAUUUAAUAACAAAUUGGAUGUGAUCUAUUCAUAUUCGGUGAAAUUUGAAGAAAACAACGAUAUUAAAUGGGCUUCAAGGUGGGAUUAUAUUUUGGAAUCCAUGCCUCACACCAACAUUCAGUGGUUCAGCAUAAUGAAUUCCCUUGUGAUUGUCCUUUUCUUAUCGGGAAUGGUGGCCAUGAUUCUUCUAAGGACUCUUCAUAAAGAUAUUGCAAGAUACAACAAAAUCGAUUCUUCAGAGGAUGCCCAGGAGGAGUUUGGGUGGAAGCUGGUCCACGGAGAUGUGUUCAGGCCGCCCAGGAAAGGCAUGCUGCUGUCUGUCUUCUUAGGCCAAGGGACACAGAUUUUCAUCAUGACGUUUAUUACUUUGUUCCUUGCCUGCCUUGGGUUCCUUUCACCAGCCAACCGAGGGGCUUUGAUGACCUGCGCAGUGGUGCUUUGGGUUUUACUGGGGACCCCAGCGGGCUACGUGUCUGCUCGAAUGUACAAAACAUUUAGAGGUGAAAAAUGGAAGACAAAUGUGUUGCUGACAGCUCUCUUCUGCCCUGGAAUCGUCUUUGCCGACUUCUUCAUUAUGAACCUUAUCCUCUGGGUGAAGGGAUCCUCGGCUGCUAUUCCUUUUGGAACGCUGGUUGCGAUCUUGGCCAUGUGGUUCGGAAUAUCUGUCCCACUGACCUUUAUUGGUGCAUAUUUUGGAUUCAAGGAGAAGCCCAUUGAGCACCCAGUGCGUACGAACCAGAUUCCUCGCCAGAUCCCAGAACAGUCCUUUUUCACCAAGCCUCUGCCGGGGAUCGUCAUGGGAGGCAUCCUGCCAUUUGGAUGCAUCUUUAUCCAGCUCUUUUUUAUCCUGAACAGCAUUUGGUCUCACCAAAUGUACUACAUGUUUGGCUUCUUGUUCUUAGUCUUUAUCAUCCUCCUGAUCACCUGUUCAGAGGCCACCGUCCUGCUUUGUUACUUUCACCUGUGUGCCGAGGAUUAUCACUGGUGGUGGAGAUCAUUCCUGACAAGCAGCUUUACAGCUGUUUAUCUCUUCAUCUACGCCAUUCAUUAUUUCUUCUCAAAACUCCAGAUCACUGGCAUUGCUAGCACCAUCCUAUACUUUGGAUAUACUAUGAUCAUGGUCUUGAUUUUCUUCCUUUUCACAGGAACGAUUGGGUUCUUUGCUUGCUUCUGGUUUGUUAGUAAGAUUUACAGCGUCGUGAAAGUAGACUGAAGAAUCCUCAUCUUGCUUUUGAACAUGUUUCUUGAGUUGCCGGAUACACACGCAUUAACCAUGUACAAAAGACAAAGCAUUUCAUCUUAAAAUAGUUAAGAUAUCCAGAGCUUCUAUCUUGGCACCAAAAGGCAGGUUUUAAAUGGAAUGGAUGUCAGUAAUGUGAACACUUCUGAAAAACUUGACUUGCUUUUUCCCAAUGCCCCUUCAGAGAUUUUUGUUGGUUUUCUUGAAAGAGAGCAAAACUGAUUUAAUAACAAAAGCAUAUGCAUUAUGUUCAACACUGCUCCCCCAGUGGAGAAUUCUCUAAACGUUUGUUUUUACAUGGUUAACUGAUUAUUCUGUCACAGAAGAGGUCUCUCCGGUAAAAAGUGACUUUUAAAACUGAAUUUGGAUCUCCUUUGCGGUUGGUCGUCACCUGAUACAAAAGUACAACCAUUAAGUGUUUAGUGCAGAGUUCUGCGGGGUGGGGGAAAAACCAACACUUCCUUUGUUUUAAAUAAAACUACACAAUUCCA
Molecule: messenger RNA, 2360 nt
Organism: Python bivittatus (Burmese python)
Lineage: Eukaryota; Metazoa; Chordata; Lepidosauria; Squamata; Pythonidae
Source: RefSeq, a predicted model, not a curated record